AUGUGCCAAUCCGCGAUGCAGAUUGACACUACGCAAGAAGACUUGCAUGCACUCGCGCAAAGAGUGGCUGCCUGGUCGCGGGAGGCGGCCGAACUAUCGGAGGGAUUGAAAGAGGAAUCAUUGCUGUUGGACCUUAGCCGCCAAGCUGACCGACUCGCAGCCAGUGAGGCGCAGCACCGUGAACUGCAAAAACAGGAACGAGUAAACAGGCUGAGUUUGGAGAACGGCGAACUGCGCCGAGAGCUGCGACAGCUAGUCCACAUCUGCAAGAUGCUGCUGGACCAACGGACCCUGAGCGACCCAUGGGUCGGGGACGCGCGGGCCGCCGCUGCCAGACCCGUAACGGAGCGACACUCAAACCAAACGCCGCCGCCGCCGCCUCGGCGGGCAUGGCAGGAGCGAGAAGUCGAAGAAGGAGGAGGGGGAGACGGAGAAGCCUUAGGAGAAUCGCUUCGGACAGACCGGCGGCGAAGCAGCCGCCGCCGCCUCUACGUCAAUGGCGUGGAGCCGCCACACUCGCCCACGGCAGCGGCGGCACCGCCGCUGCCUGCCUCCGUAUAUCGCGCCGGCGCCGCCACUGCCGCUGACUUGCCGUACAAUGCAGCAAAGGGCCCCGGGGUGUCGGCGCCGCGGACGCCGGCUGGCGGCGGCCGGCGACGGCAGUCGUACAGCGGAGGCGACGCGAACGACGCUGAUGCGGCGAGAAUCGCCUUGGGAUUGGCGGGUCUUACGGACAAGAAUGCGGCGUACUUUGUGGCGGCGGAGAGGUCCCAGGCCGACGCUGAUGCAGACGCCGAUCUGCGCAGGGCCCACCGUCGUGACGCUGCUACAGCUGCUGCAGCUAGGCCAUCUGCACAUCAUCAUCAUCAUCAUCAUCAGGACCCUGAGCAGCGACGGGAGCAUCAACAUCGGGCGGUGGCGCCAGUUCAGCAGCAAGGGGAGGUGGACCUGGAGCGCGGUCAAGUGGGCUCCGCAGCACUGGCAGCGGCAGAUAACGCCCUGGGGGGGGGGGAGCUGACGCUGAAGCUAAAGCGCCGUAGCGGCGGCGACGGCGGCAUAACGAUCGCUGCUGCGGCCGCCGUUUCAAACCCCAGCGCGGACUCCGUGGUAUCCGUACCUAGCUUCGGCGGCUUCUUACCGCUGCAGUACCAGCACCAGCAGCGGGUGGCGGAGGCGACUGCCGCCAUACCGGAGGCGUGGCGACGGCAGCAGCAGCAGCAGCGGCAGCAGCAGGAAGCGGAGGAACUAGAGUUGCAGCGGCAGGCGGAGAUGGAGCGCGUCGAGAGGGAGUUGGCGGCUGUAGAAAGGGACUCCAACAUCGCCGCCGCCACCGCCGCUGCAGCAGCAGCUGCCGUCAGAGCUAUGCCGUCGACAGUCAGCAGCGACACGGUACCCAUGGCGCACACCGGUGUGACCGACGGGAAGGCAUCGUCGUACGCUCGUACGGCAGUCGUUUUAAGUGGCAGCGCCGGCGCAGCGGGACCGCCUUUGAAUACGUUGCUUCUGUCCGAGGUUGAGCGGCUGAAGGCAAUUAAUAGGGCCCUCGCCAGCAGCUUGCAUACUUACAGCCGUGUCGCCGACCGCUUGGACGGCGCGGCGGGGGCGGCGGGGGCGGCGGCGCCAGCCCCGACGGGAGCGGUACGGACGCUGUUUAAGCCACCCUUCCCAACUGAUGCCGCACCCAGUGCUAAUGCCGCAAUCGAUCUGGCGGCCCUGGCAACGGGGGUGAAUCCUCAGCGCACUUCUUCCGUGGCGGCGACGUACGGCAAGUCGUCGGCUUCGGCAUCAUCCGUACCUUCGGCGGCCACGACCUACACAGCCUCGUACCCUUUGGGGGUUUCGGUGCGCGCCAUGGCGGCGCCGUCAACGCCGGCGCCGGCCGUACGGCAUGUUCGGCUGGAGGAGCCUCGUGCGUCGUGGGCGCCGUCGACAGCUCUUCGCGAGCGCUUGCACGGCGGCGGGGACGGUGGGAGGGACCCCUUGGGCUUGCCGGGGGACAAGGCCCGCCAGAAUGACUCUGUGCUUGACGAUCAGUUGUACGGCAUACGUCAGCAGCUACAGGCGUUACGGGACGAGAUGGUUGUUGACAGGUUGGCGGCGCUGGCAGCAUCAGCCCCACGUGGCGGCGCCACCACGGCGGCAGCGCCGCCGCUGCGGCCGCUGCCAGCCCAGGUCAGCGGCGUCGUAACGUCGCAAGGCGCGGCGGCAACGCCGCUGUACCGUGACGCCGCCGGGCUGACGCGUCUUAAAGAGGAGAUCUCAGAACUUCAAGGCCGUGUGCGCGACGACCGGCGAUGGCACCACCAUCACAGCCUCGAAUCUGUGGUCUCGGAGCGAUCGGCGCUGUUCCGGGAGCUGCAACGCAGGGUUGAACGGCUCAUGUCGUCGCCGGUGAUCUGA
Molecule: messenger RNA, 2400 nt
Organism: Volvox carteri f. nagariensis
Lineage: Eukaryota; Viridiplantae; Chlorophyta; Chlorophyceae; Chlamydomonadales; Volvocaceae
Exons: 4
Coding region: 1-2400 (799 amino acids)
Source: RefSeq, a predicted model, not a curated record